UGAUUUGAUGAUUAAUUAAUUAAUUUUUAUUUUACAGUUAUUCAAAAAAAUGAAUUUACUAAAGUCUUUAAAGGAACAGUCGGAAGUCCGUAACAUAUCGAUCGACGAUUUAGUCGUCGAUAUUGAAUAUCCGAUAAAAACAAUGAGAAAAAUGGAGACCGCCUUUGGGAUGGCAGCAUCCUGCACACUGGACGAUUCGGUAAUGGGGGGCACUAUAAAUGUAUUCUUGCCUAAAUCCAUAAACGUCAUCUCUGAAGAGGUGGCAAGUUAUAAUUUGGGGGAAGUGCCUCCAAUUAAUUUAAUUUUUAAGGGAAAAAAUAGGAACAAAUUUGUUAUAAAAUUUGUAUAACGGAUUCGUACUUUAUUUAUAUUUUUUUUAUAUUCAAUAUAAUAUCAGUUUUUUGCUUUUUUAAAUAUUUUUGUAAUUUUUUUUUUUUAUUUUUUAUGUUCAAUAAUAAUAAUAUGCUUAUAGGUUUAGGUAAUACUGUUUAAAAUAAUAAUAAAAAAAAACAUUUUAUUUAAUAUUUAUGCAGAGUAUGAUUUAUUAUUAUUAUUAUUAUAACAUUGUAUAUUUUUUAAAGAGUAAGUACAGUAUUUUUACAGAAACCUCUGUAAAUUUUUUUUUUCCAAUGCAAUUCGUCAUCGCACCAUGGACCAUUUGACCAAUGGAAAGACUGUGCAUCAUCUAGAAAAUACAAAAAAAAAAAAUAAGAUUUAACCCUUAACUUGGUGUUGUAUCUUUUUGGAUACACAAAGUUUGUCAAUUUUUAUACGGAAUUUGAUUUAACAUAUUUUUAUUUGUAUUAUUUGUACACACUGAUAAAUGUCAUAUGUUUCACGUGAGUACAGUAUGAUAACGUUUCUACGACGAUUAGGAGUGAUAAUCGCUGUUUUCUGUUAUCAUUUUAAGAAAAUAAAUUUUAAUCAAACUCGUUGACUUCAACUGCCGAGUUCAUCACAUUUAAAUGUGUUACAAGUGUCAAAUUUGCAUUAACUUAGUUCAGAAAUCUUUAUAGAAAUGCAACGCCGUAGAGCAGAAAAAAUUUUAACUAUGCUUCCCCCUGGUAAGGAUAGUAGUGAAAGUUCUGAUGAUGAUUCAGUUGAAUCAUAUCAUUCAAUUGGAGAAAUAUUAUGUGAAUCACCAUUACCUAUUGAGGCAAUAGAGAAUGAUGUAGAUGAACUUCUCAGAGAUAUUGAGUUAAAUCCAAUUGAUGAGUUUUUAGAAGAUUUUGAAGAUUUACAAUCUAUUACAAGUGAUAAUGCUGUUGCUGAUAUAAUAGAAAUAGAAAUACCACAAAAUAUAGAGCCACAUACUCCUACUCUUAUGAAUAAUAUAUCUUCAUCAGUUAGUAAAAAAAAAACAGUUUUAUCAUCCGAAUCUGCAAGAAGGUCUAAACGUUUGUUGAGAAAUGCAGAAACGCCUCCAAUUCCAUUACCAUGUAUGUCACCUGACAUUGAGAAUAUUAAUAUACUACCUAACCAAAGGAAAAAAAUUAGAAAAAUUGACCACAUGCAAUUUAAUUGGGUAGCCGGGAAAAAAAUGAAUUUUGAAGUUAAUGUUCCUGAAUAUGAAUUUCAUACACAACUUAAUUUUGUUGAUUAUUUAUAACUGAAUAAUAUCAGCUGUUAUUUUUACAUUUUAUAAGAUUUUUAUUUUAAAUUUAGCAAAAAGAAAUUGCUGUAAAAAUGUGUUAUAUUUUAUAUUUGUAAUAUUUUAUCUUCAUAUUGAUAAUAUUAGUUUUGAUUUUUUAAAUAUUUCUAUGUUAGUAUUAAUAAAAAACUAAUGUGAUAAUUAAAUAAAUGUGAUACUGUUCUGUGACAACAUAA
Molecule: messenger RNA, 1827 nt
Organism: Rhopalosiphum padi (bird cherry-oat aphid)
Lineage: Eukaryota; Metazoa; Arthropoda; Insecta; Hemiptera; Aphididae
Exons: 4
Coding region: 1019-1609 (196 amino acids)
Source: RefSeq, a predicted model, not a curated record